Molecule: messenger RNA, 3211 nt
Organism: Carassius auratus (goldfish)
Lineage: Eukaryota; Metazoa; Chordata; Actinopteri; Cypriniformes; Cyprinidae
Product: integrin beta-2-like
Exons: 16
Coding region: 147-2453 (768 amino acids)
Biological process (GO): integrin-mediated signaling pathway; neutrophil chemotaxis; cell-matrix adhesion
Cellular component (GO): integrin complex; cell surface; focal adhesion
Molecular function (GO): amyloid-beta binding; protein kinase binding; integrin binding
Source: RefSeq, a predicted model, not a curated record
GCUUUCCUGUCAUGUAUGCAGCAGUUAGCUAACUUUCUUUCAGUUCUGAAGCAACUGUGUUCUGCUUGAGGAAACUAAAAAUCAUCUCAUAGCCAUUUAUGACGACCGUAUCUCUCUAGGGCAUUGCAUUUCGACAACAUUAAGAAAUGCUUCAGGCAGUGUGUCUGAGGGGCCUUCUCCUGUUGUUGGUGGGAAGACAGGUUUACAUGGAGGAACAAUGUUUAAAAGCUUCAGUAAACACAUGUGGAGAAUGCAUCAAGUCCGGGCCCGGCUGUGCCUGGUGUAAAGAUUUGAACUUCACCAAGACUGGGCAGCAGGAAGCAGUACGUUGUAACACAGCUGCUAUGCUUAGAAAUGAAGGAUGUUCAUCCAAUGGCAUAAUAAAUCCUAAAAACAAUUUUACAAAAACUUUAAACAAGCCCCUGGGUGCUGGCCCAAGUCCAGUGCAAAUCCAACCACAAGAAAUACAACUUAAUCUUAGACCAGGGUUGCCCGAAACUUUUCAAAUACGUUUUAAAAGGGCAGAAGGCUAUCCAGUGGAUCUCUACUACCUAAUGGAUCUCUCAUACUCCAUGAAAGAUGAUUUGGAGAAUGUGAAACAACUGGGAAAUAGUUUACUUACUGAGCUCAAUAAAAUCACUGGCAAUGCCAGGAUCGGCUUCGGUUCGUUUGUCGACAAAACACUUCUUCCAUACACCGACACCAGUGAAGCGAAGCUCCAACGGCCGUGCUCGGAUAAAAAUGAACCGUGUCAGCCAGCAUUUGGCUUUCAGCAUGUGCUUUCACUGACAAAGGAUGGAAACCUGUUCAGAGAUAUGGUAGCAAAGCAGCAUAUAUCCGGAAACCUGGACCCCCCAGAGGGAAGCCUGGAUGCCAUCAUGCAAGUCGCAGUCUGCGUGAAGGAUAUCGGCUGGGGAAACAGCACUCGAGUGCUGGUGUUGGCCACUGAUGAUGGCUUCCACAUGGCAGGGGAUGGAAAACUUGCUGCCAUUCUGGAACCAAACAAAGAAACCUGUGAGCUGGUCAACAACAAGUACAGCAAGAGCAACCUCUGGGACUACCCAUCUGUUGGACAAAUUGCUCGCAAGCUGGAGGAGCAAAACAUACAACCCAUUUUUGCAGUCACCAAAAAAAUGGAAACUGUGUACACAGAACUGAGCAAAAUGAUCCCUAAAUCUGCAGUCGGAGUGCUCUCUGAAGACUCAAGCAAUGUUGUCAAACUAAUUGUGGAUGCAUAUUAUAACUUGACCUCUGAAGUGAUCAUGGCUCAUGAAGCUGUCCCAGAAUUCAUAUCUGUUAAAUACAAAUCGAACUGUAAAGGUGGAGAAAAUCCCAGUGAUAGAGGGAAAUGUGAUAAUGUGAACAUUGGUAAGGAGGUGAUUUUUGAGGUGACAGUAACAGUAGACAAAUGUAUUACCAGUCAGAGCUUCCACAUCGGGCCAUUAGGUUUUAGUGAAAAACUGAAGGUGAAUGUGCAGACUCGGUGUGAGUGUGAAUGUGAUGAUUUAGAUAAACCUCAUCCUCACUGUGGGGGAAAUGGUAAAGUCGUCUGUGGCAGCUGCAGGUGUGAGCCGGGUUUCUUAGGACAGCGCUGUGAGUGCAAACUAGGCCAAAAGGACGAGGCGUCAUUGAAAGCACAGUGCCGGAAGGACAACGGGACUGAAUGCGAAGGCAAAGGAGAUUGUCAGUGCGGACGGUGUCAGUGCCAUUCUACAGACGGCGGUGGCAAUUUCUAUGGCGAAUUCUGUGAAUGCGACGAUGAACACUGUGAAAAAAUUAACAAUAUUCAGUGUGCAGGUCAUGGCAAGUGCAAAUGUGGUAAAUGUGAGUGUGAUGAGGGCUACGAAGGCACAGCAUGUGACUGCGUAAAAUCAGACAAGGAUUGCAUGACCGAUGAAGGUGUUUGUUAUGAACGUGGGAAAUGUUUAUGUAACCAGUGUAAAUGUGAGAGAGGAUACAGUCUGCCCAAAUGCCAAAAGUGUCCUAAUUGCCAACCUCCAUGUGAUAAGUCAGGGAGUUGUGUUGAAUGUUUGGCCUUUGGGACUGGUCCAUUUGAGAAGAACUGCUCUAAAGCCUGUAGCCAUCUGCAACAUACAAUGGUUGAAAGAUUGCUCAAUAGUCACUGUCGAGUCAAAGACAAAGAGGGCUGCUGGAUGAUAUUUGCAAUGACGGAACAGCGUGGAUUUGACAAGUACUUUGUCAGAGUUCUCAAAGACAGAGAAUGUCCUGAGGGGCCAAACAUAGGAGGGAUCGUAGGGGGAUCUCUGGCAGGUGUGGCAUUGAUUGGUCUCCUGAUCCUCCUCAUCAUCAAGGCAGUUCUGUAUGCAAGUGACCUUAGAGAAUGGAAGAGGUUUGAAAAAGACAGAAAACAUGAAAAAACAUCUGGUACCAACCCGUUAUUCCAGAAUGCUACAACCACAAUUCAAAACCCAACAUUUUCUGGUGAUUCGUGAGAAAACGUAUUGGUGCUGAACGCAUGAAGCACAUAGGAUGUGUACUAAUAAAUCUAUGGCUUUGAUGCAUGAUCAUUCAAUAAAAUAAAAUAACUUUAACUUUUCUUAAUGUUCAGUGAGAUCUUUAGCAUCUUUAGAGAAGCAUUAUUUUUUGCAAUUUUUUUGACAUUUAUACAUUUUAAAUGUAUUUAACAGUUUAACAUUAAGAAGGCUUUUUUAUAUUUUGUGAAAUGUAUAAAGACUGGUCACAAUAGUUUUAUUUUCAUAUCCACAAAAAUAUAUACAGAGAAAUUAAAUUUUAUUCGUGUUGAGCUUUGAUGGCAAUGAAAUUUAGCCAUUUAACGAAUGCAAACUGUCCCUUCUGGAAGUCAUUUAUAAAUAAAUGCGCCGAGUGUGGAGUACCUCUUGCAAAGAUUUUGGCAGUUCCACUGCUGUAAAGAUGAAGUCUCUGAAGUUGUGCAUUUGUAAAAGCAUUGUUUUUGAAGAUAAGGUAUGUUUCAACGUCUGUCCAUAUGAGAAUAUCUGAGAACUGAGAUCACUAUGUAACACCCCUGUACUGCAUUAUUUUUACAGAUUCCUCGUCAUGAAAUAUAUGAAACAUAGUACUGAACAUAAUACAUUGGCUUUCCAAAUUACUAAGAUAAUAGAACAUUUUUCUUAUAGCUUUGCAUUGUAACCUAACAUAAGUUAUAGAAUAUGUGUGAUUGAGGGCUCUGUAAAUGUCUUAAAUAUAAAUAAAGUUGGAAUUAGAACUGUAA